AUGUCGGAGACCAGCUCCAUCAGUUCUGGAUCGACAGUCGGUUCAGGCAGCCGGGUGUUCCAGCUGGCCAGCAGAGGAGAAUGGGGUGUCCUGGAACAGGCUCUGAAAAGCAUGGACAAGGGAGACCGAGACAUCACUCUCACCGACGAAGUGUCAUUCACAGUAUUCUGCAUUCGUGUUGAGGAGUCUGGGGAGCUGGCUGAAAGCUAUAAUUUUGAAUCUGGUCUGACUCCACUUCUGAUCGCUGUUCGAGAAAACAAGUUGUCGAUUGUGGAAAGACUGUUUGAGUUAGGAGCCAAUCAGAAUGAUAGGUUAAAGGAUGGAAGGACUGCAUUGCACAUCGCUGCAGCACAUUCAAAGGAUGAAAUUGUUCGACUGCUGUUGGCUAAGAAGUUGGACCCUAAUCUGACGGGAGGGCACAAGGAUCAGUUGCCUCUACACAAUGCAGCUAGUCGACCCAGUGGCGCACUCAACAUAGUUCAGAUGCUGCUGAAGUCCUCAAACAAAGAUGCUCGAUUCAUACAAGAUAAGGAUGGCUGCAUCCCAUUGUUUCUAAGCGUUGAAAUCGGUAACAUCGCAGUCUGCAAGGAGCUGCUUAGUGUUAAUGCCGAUCUGCAGCUCAGGGCGCAAAGGAAGGACAAUGGUGACACAGUCUUGCACGUUUGCUGCAGAAAAAAAGAUACAGAACUGGCUAAACUCUUGGUGGAGUUAGGUGCUGGUGUUGACUUUCAAAAUGAUGACGGCCAGACUCCCUUACAUGUUGCUGCCUGUGAAGGAGAUGAAUUUAUGCUGAAGUUCUUCUACCAGUACAAAGCCAACCCAAACAUUGCAGACAAGCUUGACCGGUCCCCAUUACACGUCGCUGCAGAGCGAGGACACACCAAUGUGGUGGAAGUAUUGACCGGGAAAUUCAAGUCUAAUGUGUUGGCCCGAACCAAGGAUGGAAGUACCCUGAUGCACAUUGCCUCACAGUGUGGCCACCCUGACACAGCACUGGCAUUUCUGAAGAAAGGGGUCCCUUUGCAUAUGCCCAAUAAGUCGGGGGCAGUGUGUCUGCACGCUGCAGCAAGAAGAGGGCACACAGCUGUUGUGAAAGCUUUGCUCCAGAAGGGAGCACACAUCGAUGCUAAAACGAAGGACUGCUACACGGCCCUACACAUUGCAGUGGAGCACUGCAAACCCAUGGUGGUACAGACCCUGCUGGGCUUUGGGGCCCAGGUGCAGCUUAAAGGCGGCAAGGCUCAGGAGACUGCAUUACACAUUGCAGCUCGGGUUAAAGAUGGCGAGAAAGUGGCAGAGAUGCUGUUAAAAAGUGGGGCUGACGUAAACGCAGAUCAAGAGAACGGUGAAACCGCCAUGCAUGUUGCGGCUCGUCACGGCAACUUGAAAAUGAUCCAGGCGUUGAUUGAGGAGGGAGGAGAUUUAACAUGGCAGUCAAAGGCUGGAGAGAAUCCAUUGCACAUUGCAGUCCGACACUGUCACGUCAGUGUUGUGGAAGAAAUAGUCAACUACCUGACCAAUGAGAGGAGCCACGUUGAGGCUAUUGCAUGUGUCAACCAGGAAAACAAGGAUGGAGAAACGUCCCUGCACCUGGCAGCACAGAUUAAGAAAGAUGUGAUUCACUUUCAGCAAGAAGACACUAAGAUUGUUAAAAUUCUCAUGGAGUAUGAAGCUGACAUCACUGCAAUGACAAAGCUGACUCAUGAGACUCCAUUGCAUUACUGCGCACAUGUGGGGAAUGCUGACAUUCUUCUUGAGAUCUUGAAAUACAUCAGCUCAAAUAGAAUCCAACAGGUCAUCAAUAAACAAUCCAAGAAUGGUUGCUCCCCACUGCUUCUGGCUGCAGAGAGAGGGCACACUGAGAUAGUGAAGAUACUGCUGUUAAACCAUGCUAGAGUGGACGUAUUUGACGAGCAUGGUAAAGCUGGGCUUCACUUGGCAGCAGAGAAUGGCCAUGAUCAGAUUUCAGAUAUCCUACUCUGGCACAAGGCCUUUGUCAAUGCCAAAACCAAACUUGGCCUGACGCCACUUCACCUGGGAGCACAAAAUGGUUACAAUAGGCUGGUAAAGCUUCUACUGGAGACCCACGCAUCCAGUAUUGAUGCACUCUCUCUGGCGAAGCGAACUCCUCUACACCUGGCAGCAGGGAACGGGCAACUCGAUGUUUGCAACAGUUUGCUCAAGAUGAAGGCAGAUGUGAAUGCCACUGAUAUACAUGGACAAACGCCACUUCACCUGUCUGCGGAGAAUGAUCAUUCUGAAGUUGUGAAGCUCUUCCUCAAACAGAAGCCAGAACUGGUGACUUCAGCAAACGUGGAAGGGUCCACCUGUGCACACAUCGCUGCAUCAAAGGGAAGUGUCGCUGUAAUAAAAGAGCUGCUAAAAUUCAAUAAAGCUGGAGUCACUACAGCUCGGAACAAGACUAAAGACUCCACUCCACUCCAUCUAGCUGCUGCUGGUGGUCAUGCAGAGGUCGUUAAGGUGCUAUUGGAGGCUGGGGCAUCUGCCACUGAUGAAAACGCGGAGGGAAUGAAUGCAAUUCAUUUAGCUGCCAAAAAUGGACACAUUCAUGUCCUGGAAGCCCUGAAAGGCACUGUAUCCUUUAAAAUAACCAGCACAAAGACUGGAUUCACAGCCCUUCAUGUGGCUGCACAUUUUGGCCAGAUGGAUUUUGUGAGGGAGAUUCUCACCAAGGUACCAGCAACCAUGCGCAGUGAGACUCCGAAGACCACCAGCGAGGGACACCUAAUGAAGGAGCAGCCUUUAUUGUUGCUGCUUCAGUCAGGAUACACACCAUUACACCUGGCGGCACAAUCUGGACAUGAGAACUUGGUGCGACUUCUGCUUAACUAUCCAGGGGUUCAGGUGGACACUCAAACCAGCCUGCAGGGUUCCACCCCACUCCACCUCGCAGCGCAGAAUGGACACACUGCAGUAGUUGGGCUUCUCCUGAGUAAAUCCACCUCCCAGCUGCACCUCAAAGACAAAAGAGGGCGCACCUGCCUGCACCUGGCAACAGCCAAUGGUCACAUUGAGAUGGCACGAGCACUACUUGGCCAGGGGGCUGAGAUCAACGUCAUAGAUAAGAAUGGUUGGACUCCACUGCAUUUUGCAGCAAAAUCUGGUUACUUGGAUACAGUGCAGUUCCUGGUGGAAAGCGGAGCUUCUCCCAAGCUGGAAUGUAAGGAAGGAAAGACUCCCAUUCAGUAUGCAGCAGCUGAUCACCACCAAGAGGUGGUUAGCUUUCUAAUCCGAAAGAACAACAUCACCCUUAAACUAACAGAGGAUCGCAAGUUUAUCUUUGACCUCAUGGUCUGUGGAAAGCUUAAUAGAAACAAGGUCAUUGAAGAGUUUGUACUGCACUCAGCUGCCCCCAUGGACACUGCCAUCAAGCUCUCCCGCGCUUUUGGCAUCACAGCUCUGAAGGAAAAAGAAAGGCUGAUGGAGCUGCUGGAAGCAGCCAAGUACUGCGAAAACAUGGCGGCUGAGCUCCUCACUGUAGCAUCUGGUUGCCGGAGUGCUGGAUACCUACUCCGUGCCGUGGACCAUCGUGGCACUACAAUGCUGGACUCUUUAAUAGAAUGUGAACAGAAGGAUGUGGUGGCCCACCCAGCAGUCCAGAAAUACCUGACCGAUGUCUGGUACGGGAACUUGAAGUGGGCCCACUGGAAAAUAGUCCUUUUGUUCUUUACCUUCCUUUUUUGCCCUCCUAUCUGGCUGAUGUUCUCCCUUCCGCUUAAGCACCGGUUCAACAGGAUUCCGAUUAUGAAAUUCAUGAGCCAUUUGGUCUCUCACAUCUUUCUCCUGGUGUUAUUUAUAUUAACCAUUGUCUAUCCCCCACUUAGCCCAAUAUAUGAAGGGCAGAUGCUGCCGGGCUGGAACGAAUGGCUCCUGUUAGCUUGGCUUUCAGGAAUGCUGGUCUCGGAACUGACCCAUCCCGGGGAGAGAACAGGACUAGCAUGGAUACGGGUUUUCAUUCUGGGAUUUUCAGCCAUUGCCGUCUUCUGUCACCUGCUUGCCUUUGCUUUCCGGGACCAUGACCGGCUGCACUGCUUCUUUGCACGAAACAUUUUCCUCGCAGUGGCCAUGACACUUUGUUUUGUGCAGUUUUUGGAGUUCCUAACAUUCCACCACCUCUUCGGCCCCUGGGCUGUCAUCAUCCGAGACCUGAUGAAGGACCUCGCCAGGUUUGCAGUCAUUCUGGCCCUGUUUCAUGUAGCCUUCACCAUGCAGCUUUCAGCUGUUUACCAGCCUGUAUACCCAGUACUGCCGGUCAACCCAUCCGCUGGCAAUAGUUCAGGUUCAGAAGAGCAUUAUUAUGAUAUUCAAGACCCUUUGGAUAUUACUGUCCUACUUUUCUUUGCUCUGUUCGGUAUGGUGGAUCCAGACACCUUACCUCCAUUGUAUCGGACACCUAUUUUUACCCAAUUCAUUGUCAAGUUUGUGUUUGGAAUGUACCUUGUCAUGACCCUGAUUGUUCUGAUUAACUUGCUAAUUGCAAUGAUGAGUGACACCUACCAGCGGAUCCAGGCGCAGUCAGACACCGAGUGGAAGUUUGGGAGGGCCAUGCUGAUCCGUGAUAUGAUCAGGAAAUCAGGGACUCCUUCUCCAUUCAACCUGUGCACCAAUCUUUUCUACUACAUUAAGAUGCUGUGCAAACAUAGGGGUAAACUGUGCUCCACAGAGGGCAGGGAGUUGAUGAAUGAAGAAGAUGAACUUGACACAAUAUCGGAUACACGUUCUAUUGACAUGUUGGCACAUACAUCUGUUGGUUGGAUACGAAAUACCUCAAAGAGAACAACACAAGUCUCUCCCGAAGGUGGUUUCUUAAGAGGCAUACGCCAAAAUGGUCCGAUGCAGAUUGAAGAUGUUAUCGACUGGCACAGUGUCGUGCUCCGUUACCUAACAAUGAAAGGGCAGACUGAUGCUGGAUUGGUCUUGAUACAGCUGCAGUAUGAAGGAAGGCCCAAGGUCUAUAAGUAUGAUUUUGGCACCAACUGCCAAAUCCCAGCAUCGUCAAAAUCAUGAGAUGCUGCCCAGAUUGAUGACUGUUUUAUUCAAUGAAGUAUGUGGGAAACCAGCGCAGUGACGUGUGCACCUUUCAAGGACAUCAACUCGGUUGAAAACAGUUACUUGUCAAGCAUUAGUGAUCUGUGGAGCAGUGUCAUUGUAACCAUUGACAAAAUGUAGUAGAGUGUGAUAUAUUUUUAAUUCAUUGUGGAGUUACUGUAUAGUUUAAAGAGCAUCACCUCCAUG
This is a messenger RNA of Carcharodon carcharias (great white shark), 5256 nucleotides long. It is a transcript of the gene trpn1, whose product is annotated as transient receptor potential cation channel, subfamily N, member 1. Gene Ontology annotation, cellular component: glycosylphosphatidylinositol-N-acetylglucosaminyltransferase (GPI-GnT) complex; membrane. Gene Ontology annotation, biological process: GPI anchor biosynthetic process; calcium ion transmembrane transport. Lineage: Eukaryota; Metazoa; Chordata; Chondrichthyes; Lamniformes; Lamnidae. The record is from RefSeq and is a predicted model, not a curated record. The transcript has 30 exons. The coding region runs from base 1 to 5028 and encodes 1675 amino acids. Gene Ontology annotation, molecular function: protein binding; calcium channel activity.